Nannizzia gypsea CBS 118893 is the source of this 2403-nucleotide messenger RNA. Its product is annotated as ubiquitin interaction domain-containing protein. Gene Ontology annotation, cellular component: nucleus; cytosol. Gene Ontology annotation, biological process: protein deubiquitination. The coding region runs from base 1 to 2403 and encodes 800 amino acids. NCBI's taxonomy places the organism in Eukaryota, Fungi, Ascomycota, Eurotiomycetes, Onygenales, Arthrodermataceae. The record is from RefSeq and is a predicted model, not a curated record. The transcript is spliced from 7 exons. Gene Ontology annotation, molecular function: protein binding.
AUGGUGCCAGAGAUAACAGACGAGGCGAUUGAGGCCUUCGUCUCGUUCACCAGCGCCUCAAGGGAACGGGCGAUUGCGUUUCUCCAGCACAAUAACGGUGACUCCCACAGAGCUAUCAAUGCCUACUUUGAAAACCCAGACGACCCUUUACCGCCGGUCCAGGAAAUUAUACCAAGUACCUUCCGUGAAUACCACAGCCCGACUCCCCAGAGAUCGUAUGAUAUCGACCGUAUAGAUAUUGGCGGCUUGUCAGCCCCGUCCCGUCCGCCAUCACGAGUUGGCAUCCGUGAGAAGAAGAACAAUGUAGAAUCUACAACGCAGACAACGAACACACCAGGGAACCCGAAUUACUCGGACGAUAUUAACACCGAUGGCCUUACGUUGGCGGAACGUGAAGAGCAUGAAAUGCAGCAUGCGAUAACCGCGUCACUUGGACACAAUCUGCCGUCCGGAGACCAGGAAUCGGGUGUUACGGCGGUAGAGGGUGCGAAGUUUGGGCCUGCGAACAGGGAACACUAUGAUACUCAGCUAUGGGCCUUGACGCUCCCUAGUGCCAUUUCCAGAGAGAUGUCUAUUGAUCCAGACCCGGAGCUUAGGCGGAGGAUUCACGGUACCCCUCGCUUCCUCAGGCCCGGGAUAGAGUCAGAUUAUUUCCCUGCCUAUUUGACUAUCUUGCACUCUAUACCCAUAGCCAGGGAAGAGCUUCUUUGGAGGGACAGGGUGGCUUCCGACUACGGCAAUGACAGCCAAUGGUGGAAUGGGCAGCCGGCUUUGACUGAUCUUGACCCGGCAGAUGCACCAUGGGAAGACGCAGUGCAUGAAAUCCAGCGGUUAAUGGCUUUCCUGGACCGCUCACAGCGAGCAUUUGGAAGCGCGGAUGUUCUAUCUAAUCUAUCCUCUCUUAGGUGCUGGAGAGCUGAAGACAGAAUAGCUACGUUUUUAAAAUUAUGGGAGGAAAUCUCGCCCCCUGCGGAAGGAGAGUUGCCCCAGAAAACAUUCUAUUCUAGGGGUGUCAAACAAUCGCUUUCGGAAGACGAGUGUGCCAAUGAACCAUUUUCAUUGCUAGACCUUUCAAUUGAUAAGACCUCUGGAAGAACGCUAUAUGACCUCCUAGAUGGGCAUAUAUGGUGUGAUAUGCCUGGUAAAGACUUGGACGACAUCUGGCUAGAAGAAGUUGCUCCCGUCUUUACGAUGAGGGUAACCAAUCACGACGGUAACCGGCUCGAUUUGAAGAUCCCAGCUGUUUGGUAUCCUGACCGCUACAUGAAGCACUGCAAGGAGUUUGCAGUGGAGCUUAGGAAACGUCGUGUGGUUGUUGAUGUUGAGCUGGAGAAGUUGGGGGCGAUGGUCGAUCGAUAUCUGUCCAAGAAAGGAAGUAUCUCGGUCGAUACGAUUGUACAGAAGGUCCUAGCUGGAUCUCGGGUGGCUCUGACUGGCCCGUACCAGGUCGAUGGGGCACCGUCUACCACACAGGAAGAUGUGGUUGAUCUAAUUGAAAAGCUGAGAACAUUGACAGAGCAGAUUACUCAUAAAAUACAAGAAUUGGAAGAAAGAAAGGCACAAGCUCUUGAGAGUCUUCGGCAACUUUCCAACUGCUUUACUGGUCAAGCUUCCUCCGCAGAGGAGGCUCCCAGACACAAGUACACACUCCGAGGGGUGUGCACGGAGCCACACAUCUUUUAUGUGCUGAAACCGCGGAAGCCGGACCUAGACCUGAUGACGGACGAUGUCCCUGACGUACCAGCAGCCGAGCAAUGGCAGUGGUGGAGAAUCAGCUUCUCGGUCGACGAUGCGAAAGUCGGCAGUGCUGGAUCCGCGAGCCUGAAACCGUCUAGCCAGACUGAACCAUCUGCGCCCGGCCAAAGCGGUGGCAAGCCAGUGUCUAGAGCUACUGUAGCUGAUAAUGUGGACAUCAUUGGAUACACGGCGCGUCCUGUGCGAGAGAUCGAAGUACUCCAUGCAGCAAAGGAGGAAUCAUCGAGUGUUGUCCUGGUUUACGCCAACGAAGAGGCCAUGGGCUUCGAGGCCGGUGAUCUCCCUGAGCCACUAAAGAACUUCAUUGACAAGGACAAUGAGCUGUUCGAGCAAGAGCUUGCCGAGUUCACUGCCGAGCAUGAAGAAAAGACAAACACCACCAAGGAGAAGGAGGAGGACCUUCUGAUGGAUGAUGUAGCUAAUGACGACGGGGAGGAGGGCGGUGAGAAGAUAGAGGCCAAGGGACAAGAGAUGCAAGAACGGACAGGACAGCAUAGUGCGAGCAUCAUGCCUCCGCCGGCGCCACCUAGACAACGAGCUGGUGCUGGUGGGCAAGGUGCCCUGAUGGACCAGAUCACGGAAGAGAACGAGCACGACGAGGAUAGCAUGCAGGUUGAAGUAGAGACAAACGCAGCUCCAGCGGCGUAA